Messenger RNA from Melanotaenia boesemani (Boeseman's rainbowfish), 1405 nucleotides. RefSeq names its product somatomedin-B and thrombospondin type-1 domain-containing protein. The transcript is spliced from 6 exons. NCBI's taxonomy places the organism in Eukaryota, Metazoa, Chordata, Actinopteri, Atheriniformes, Melanotaeniidae. The record is from RefSeq and is a predicted model, not a curated record. The coding region runs from base 251 to 1042 and encodes 263 amino acids.
AGUCUGGUCAGUGUUGGUUGUUUUGAACUGAAGGCUGUUGUGUUUGGAGGGCAGCACUGUGGAAGGGCUGGUCACAGGAGACAGACGCAGGAAUUCCAGGUCACAAGGGCUCCUGUGGCAGAGCUCAGUCUUGGCUGGGCUGAUAUUCCCAACUCUCCCUCUCACGAUCAUGAAAGAAGAAAAGAAGGAAUAAACACUUAAAGGAGAAGAGUGUGUUAAGGAGUUAAGGUUUGGCCUGACCUCAGUUAUAAUGGGAUCCUCCUUUGAGCUUGCUUGUUGGUUGCUGGUAGCUGCUUCUUUUGGCCAGAACCACCUGGUGAAUGGGGGGUGCUCAGGAAGGUGCUGCCGGGGCAGAGACUUGAGCUGUUCAACCACUGACUGGAGGAUGGACCGUGUGUAUAGGACAUGCUUCUGUGAUGAGAGCUGCAUCAAAACCAAGGACUGUUGCUUUGACUACUUUUCAGAGUGCCCAGCUCAGGACUGUGCUGUGAGUGACUGGAGCUCUUGGAGUGGCUGUGCCAAGCCCUGCCAGCCUUCAGUGAGAGUGCGUCUCCGUCAUAUUGAGCAGCAGCCGAGUUACAGCGGUGAGCCCUGCCCUAGCCUAGAAGAGAGAGCUGGCUGCAGGGAGUACAGAGACCACCAAAGCCACCACUGUGGACGCAACUCAGGUCCUGCAUUCAUCACCAGCAUGGAGUUUGGCAAGGGAAGGCUAAAGCAUGACAACUAUGGAAACCCCCUGGACCCUGGGUUCUGCGUGGAAUUCAAACUGGAGUCCCGGACACCACACUGCACAGUGGCGAACCAGCCACACACACACUGGAUGCGCUACAUAACAGAGGGCUUUAAAGUGUGUGUGGCAUGUGAGCCUCCUGCCUUGCGAAAUAAUAGCGGCAGCUGCCAAGGAGAUGGCCAGGAAUCAGACAAAGAAGCUGUGCUCCACUGGCAGGCAGUCGGGAACCCUCGAUGCAGCGGGACAUGGAUGAAGGUCCAGAAAAUGCAGCAGUGCACCUGUCCACCUCAACACAGCUUCAUCUUUGUAUGAUCCAUAGACACUCCAUCCUGCAGCUUUGUAAAAAGCACCUGAAACCAGUUCAGAUGUGCAGACCAGAUCCUGUCACCCCACAGGAUUUCAUCACUAAGAGACUUGAAACUAUAAUGAUAGUUGACUUGAAUAUAAUGUGCUGCAGUAUAACCCAAACUCUACUCACAAUACUUCAGAUACAAAAGGCAUCAAUACAGUUGAAUUUGCUUUUAUUUGAACAAAAUACAGUUGUAUUAAUUCCAUAAUAUUCUUUAAAACUUAAAUUCAAUAAAAAAAAAAAAGAAAACAUUAAAAUGCUCUCCUAUAUAGCUACUGAAAUAAUCAAAUAUUGUGAAGAGCGCCCUCUGCUGGUAUGCUUAAAAA